UGUCAGAAACAAGAACGGUAUUUACCGUACAGUACUCCUGAAUUCGUAAGCGCGAUCCUGCCCUUUCGCCUCCGUGAAGUGAGCAAGAGCAGUGAAAAUGAAGAUCGGGCUGUGCUCGUUCAGCGGUUAUAAAAUCUACCCCGGCCAUGGGAAACGAAUGGUCAAAGCAGACGGGAAGACUUUCCACUUCCUGAACGCUAAAUGCGAGGCAUCGCAUAUGAUGCGCCGUAACCCGCGUAAGGUGACCUGGACGGUGUUGUACCGUCGCAAGCACAAGAAGGGUCUGGAGGAGGAGACGGCCAAGAAGAGGACUCGACGCACAGCCAAGUUCCAGAGGGCCAUCGUUGGAGCUUCCCUCAACGACAUCCUAGCCAAGAGAAACAUGAAGCCCGAGGUGCGCAAGGCUCAGCGAGAACAGGCCAUCCGUGCUGCCAAGGAGAAGCAGAGGGCCCAGAAAGUACAGAAAAAGACCACCACAGCCACCGCACCAAAGGCUGCCCCAAAACAGAAGGCUGCCAAGCCAGUGCAAGUAAAGGCACCGCGUGUGGGUGGAAAGCGCUGAGUUGGAUCAUUAAAAUGUCUAUCUGUACAGAUC
Molecule: messenger RNA, 595 nt
Organism: Ornithodoros turicata
Lineage: Eukaryota; Metazoa; Arthropoda; Arachnida; Ixodida; Argasidae
Gene: RpL24
Product: large ribosomal subunit protein eL24-like
Exons: 4
Coding region: 98-562 (154 amino acids)
Biological process (GO): cytoplasmic translation
Cellular component (GO): cytosolic large ribosomal subunit
Molecular function (GO): structural constituent of ribosome; mRNA binding
Source: RefSeq, a predicted model, not a curated record